Molecule: messenger RNA, 1026 nt
Organism: Vicia villosa (hairy vetch)
Lineage: Eukaryota; Viridiplantae; Streptophyta; Magnoliopsida; Fabales; Fabaceae
Exons: 1
Coding region: 1-1026 (341 amino acids)
Source: RefSeq, a predicted model, not a curated record
AUGACUUCCAAUAUGUUCGGAGGUGGAAGUAACAAGAAAGCUACAAAAUUCUCUUUUUGGUGGAAAGAUAUUCAAAAAAUUAUUUCUUAUUCUUUCCGUGAUCCUUUGGUUGACUCUUGUAGGUUCUCCGUUCAUAAUGGUUUUGCAACCCUUUUUUGGGAGGCUAGGUGGUUGAACGUUACUUCUUUGAAGGAUUUGUUCCCGGAUUUAUAUGGCAUUUCUCGGUUAAAGUUUGUAUCGGUAGCGGCCAUGGGAGGUUGGAAGGACGGAGUGUGGGUUUGGGGAGAUCUCGGUGUGUCGGAGUUAGAGAUGGGAGAGCUCGGCUUGGAGGCGGAUUUUGCGGUUUUAUUAGGGCUUGUGGAGGGUUUCAAAGGUUGGAAGGGGGGAAAGGAUUCCAUUGAGUGGGAUUAUUCCGAGGACAAGGAUUUUACGGUAGCAUCUUGUUACACUUUCUACAAUAAUCUUCGUAUUCAUCAUGGACCACCUAAUAGGAAUGACGAAGCUUUUGGGUUGUUGUGGAAGUUGGAUGUCCCUUUCAAAAUCAAGGCUUUCGGUUGGAGGCUUUUUCUUGAUAGGCUUCCGGUGAAAGAUUUGUUGAAGAUUAGAGGUAUUACCAUUCCCUUGGAUGAUUUAAAUUGCUUUUUUUGUGGUAAUUGGUUGGAAUCUAGUUCCCAUUUAUUUUUUAGUUGUUUGGUGGUGAAAAAUAUUUGGAGUGAGAUAGCUAAUUGGGUUGGUAAAGGGGAUAGAGUAGAGAGUGAGUGUUUAUCGAAUUUUAUGGAUUGGCACUUGUUUUUUCAUAGCAAAAAAGUUAAACAUAGGAAGUUGGGAGUGGUGUGGCUCGCCACCACUUGGACCAUUUGGUUGGUUAGGAAUGGUGCUUGUUUCCAGAAGGAAGUUUGGAAUGUGAAUAAUAUCGUUUGGAAUGCAAAGCAUUUGGCAUGGAGAUGGUCUUUUUGCGGGAAAAUUACGCACCCCAAUUACUCUUUCUACGAGUUUUGCAAGGAUCCCUUGCAUUUUUUGUCGUAG